AUCAUGGAACCAGAAAAUCGGUCAAGUGUCUCCGAAUUUUGGUUGCUGGGAUUUUCCCAAGACUUGGCACAUCAGACUACCCUUUUUGGAGUGUUCCUGUCCAUGUUUUUGGUCACUGUGCUGGGGAAUCUACUCAUCAUCCUGGCUACCAUCUUGGACUCCUGUCUCCACACCCCCAUGUACUUCUUCCUCUCCAACCUGUCCUUUGUUGACAUCUGUUUCACCUCCACCACCGUUCCCAAGAUGCUAGUGAACCUUCAGACCCAGAGGAAAUCCAUCUCCUACGCAGGCUGCAUCACCCAGAUGUAUUUUUUCAUGGUUUUUGGAGGCAUGGACACGUUUCUCCUGAUGGUGAUGGCCUAUGACCGCUCUGUGGCCAUCUGUCACCCUCUGCACUACACAGCAACCAUGAACUCUUUCCUCUGUGGUCAGCUGGUCCUGGGGUCCUGGAUCAUCAGCUUGUCAUAUUCCUUGAUCCAGAGCCUUUUGAUGUUACGUCUGUCUUUCUGUAGCAACUGGGAGAUUCCACACUUUUACUGUGAACUGGCCCAGGCUCUCACUCUGGCCUGCUCAGAUACUCUCCUCAAUCAAAUCUUGCUGUAUGUGGUGACAGUUCUUCUUGGAUUUGUGCCUAUGUCUGGGAUCCUCUUCUCCUAUGCUCAAAUUCUGUCCUCCAUCCUGAGAAUCCCAUCGGUGGAUGGAAAAUACAAAGCCUUUUCGACGUGUACCUCUCACCUCUCUGUGGUUUUUUUAUUCUAUGGGACGGGCCUUGGUGUCUACCUCAGUUCCAACUCCGUGUCUUCCAGGAGAAAUAUGGUGGCCUCAGUUAUGUACACCGUGGUCACCCCCAUGCUGAACCCUUUCAUCUACAGCCUGAGGAACAGAGACCUCAAGAGGGCGCUGCAAAAACUUCUCAAGAGGAAAUGCUCACCUCAGUGA
This is a messenger RNA of Erinaceus europaeus (western European hedgehog), 939 nucleotides long. Its product is annotated as olfactory receptor 7D4-like. The transcript has a single exon. Bases 4 to 939 code for a protein of 311 amino acids. The record is from RefSeq and is a predicted model, not a curated record. Lineage: Eukaryota; Metazoa; Chordata; Mammalia; Eulipotyphla; Erinaceidae. Gene Ontology annotation, molecular function: olfactory receptor activity; G protein-coupled receptor activity. Gene Ontology annotation, cellular component: membrane. Gene Ontology annotation, biological process: G protein-coupled receptor signaling pathway.